Molecule: messenger RNA, 1511 nt
Organism: Neogale vison (American mink)
Lineage: Eukaryota; Metazoa; Chordata; Mammalia; Carnivora; Mustelidae
Gene: RDH14
Product: retinol dehydrogenase 14
Exons: 2
Coding region: 49-1059 (336 amino acids)
Source: RefSeq, a predicted model, not a curated record
UCCCGGAAGUCCCGCGCGGGGGCCGGUGGGCCUUUGGCCCAGGCGGCUAUGGCCGUGGCUACUGUAGCUGCACUCCUGGCCGCCCUGGGUGGGGCCCUGUGGCUGGCGGCCCGACGGUUCGUGGGGCCCACUGUCCAGCGCCUGCACGGAGGCGGAAACUCGAGCCUCAUGCACGGGAAGACCGUGCUGAUCACGGGGGCGAACAGCGGCCUGGGCCGCGCCACGGCCGCCGAGCUGCUGCGCCUGGGGGCGAGGGUGAUCAUGGGCUGCCGCGACCGUGCGCGCGCCGAGGAGGCCGCGGGUCAGCUCCGCCGCGAGCUCCGCGAGGCCGGGGGCCCGGAGCCCGGCUCUGACGCCGGCGAGGCCGGGGAGCUCGUCGUCAAGGAGUUGGACCUCGCCUCGCUGCGCUCGGUGCGCGCCUUCUGUCAGGAGAUGCUCCAGGAAGAACCUAGACUGGACGUCUUAAUCAACAACGCAGGAAUCUUCCAGUGCCCUUAUAUGAAGACCGAAGAUGGGUUUGAGAUGCAGUUUGGCGUGAACCAUCUGGGGCACUUUCUACUCACCAAUCUUCUCCUUGGACUCCUCAAAAGUUCAGCUCCCAGCAGGAUUGUGGUAGUUUCUUCCAAACUUUAUAAAUAUGGAGACAUCAACUUUGAAGACUUGAACAGUGAACAGAGCUAUAAUAAAAGCUUUUGUUACAGUCGGAGCAAACUGGCUAACAUUCUUUUUACCAGAGAACUAGCCCGCCGCUUAGAAGGCACAAACGUGACUGUCAACGUGUUACACCCUGGUAUUGUGCGGACUAAUCUUGGCAGGCACAUCCACAUUCCACUGUUGGUCAAACCACUUUUCAAUUUGGUGUCAUGGGCUUUUUUCAAAAGCCCAGUAGAAGGUGCCCAGACUUCAGUUUAUUUAGCCUCUUCACCUGAGGUAGAAGGUGUGUCAGGAAAGUACUUUGGAGAUUGUAAAGAGGAAGAACUAUUGCCCAAAGCUAUGGAUGAGUCUGUGGCGAGAAAGCUCUGGGAUAUCAGUGAAGUAAUGGUUGGCCUUUUAAAAUAGGAACAAGGAGUGGAAGAGAGCUAUUUAUAAAACUGGCUGCCAGUUAUAUCUGUAAUCAGAAAUGAGGUGGCUUGACUACUUGCUACUUGAAAACUUUUGGUUUUACGCUAGUACUGCUGAGAGGUACAUAAUGGAUAUUUUGAAGUUACUAAAAAGUUAUUUUUUGGAGAACAUAAGAUUUCAGAAAAGAUGUCUUAAAUAUACAAUAAGCAUAAUGAAUAGUAAAAUGAGCAGUAUAAUAUACUUUAGAAAUUAUAAUUGAGCAAGCAUGGAUUACGAAUAUUAAAGAAUCCACUGACUUAAACACCUUGCGAACUUUUUCAAAUACCUUUUGAAUUUCGUGGCCAAAGUGCUAAAUAUUUUUAUUGCCGUGCCGGUUUGUGUGUGAAAAUAACAUGCCUGUUGUGUGCACAAUUCUUAUGUGGAAUAAAUUUAAUGGUGCAAAUCCUUAA